Molecule: messenger RNA, 1018 nt
Organism: Nelumbo nucifera (sacred lotus)
Lineage: Eukaryota; Viridiplantae; Streptophyta; Magnoliopsida; Proteales; Nelumbonaceae
Source: RefSeq, a predicted model, not a curated record
AUGCUGUCAGAAAGAAAAGAGGGAAGGCUACCCAGCAACACAGAAAAGAAUCCCAGAGAGCAUGUGAACGCCAUAGCCUUAAGAAGCGGGAAUACAAUCGACGAAGCCCAAGAAGAUGACAAGGAAGCUGAAUCGGCUAAUCUGCAAAAGGAGAUUGAGGGAAGUACCCCAAAACUGAAUUUACAUGAAAUUAAACUUCCUAUUCCCUACCCAAGAAGAGUCUUGAAGGCUAAAUUAGAUAAGCAAUUUGAAAAAUUUUUGGAAGUGUUUAAAAAGCUUCAUAUUAACCUUCCUCUUCUUGAUGUAUUAUCACAGAUGCCCAAGUAUGCCAAAUUUCUGAAGGAAGUGAUGUCCAAUGAAAGAAAAUGGGAGGAUUGCGAGAUGGUAAAGCUAAACAAAGAAUGUUCAGCCAUUCGUCAAAAUAAGCUACCCCCAAAACUGAAGGAUCCAGGGAGUUUCUCUAUACCUUGCACCAAAGGGAAUGCUGAAUUCGAUAAAGCCUUAUAUGAUCUUGGUGCUAGUAUAAAUUUAAUGCCCUACUCUAUUUUUAAGAGACUUGGAUUACAUGAACUAACAUCUACCACCAUUACCCUACAACUGGCCGAUCGAAGCAUUAAAUACCCUAGGGGAAUAGUGGAAGAUGUCUUAGUUAAAGUAGGGAAUUUCAUCAUCCCUACUGAUUUCAUUGUGUUGGAUAUGGAGGAGGACAGAUCGAUGCCAUUAAUUCUAGGGAGACCCUUUCUUGCUACUGGUAAUGCCUUAAUUGAUGUACAAAAGGGUCAACUUACUCUUAGGAUUAAUGUAGAAGAAAUGAUAUUUAACGUUUUCCAAACCCUGAAGUAUCCUAACACGAAAGAACAUGAAAUAUAUGUAAUGGAGGACGAAGUAGAGGAGGCAAUGAAUUAUUUAGAGGCUGGCCAAGAAAUGUCUCUAGGAGGAAAAGCUUGUGAGGAUGCUCAAGCAACACAUACCAGCCAUAGGAUGGAGCAUCGCAGACAUAAAGGGGAUCCGCCCGUUG